Messenger RNA from Cylicostephanus goldi, 396 nucleotides. NCBI's taxonomy places the organism in Eukaryota, Metazoa, Nematoda, Chromadorea, Rhabditida, Strongylidae. The record is from the annotation of a GenBank genome assembly.
AUGCUUCAAUUCAUUGUCCUUUCAGACACUAAUUUGGCUGCUCUUAUCCACUGCUCGCACCGCUUUCAAAUUCCAUCACUACAGCGGGAACUGUACCAGUAUCUGGAAAGUGAACUACCUUCCGAGGACUGCAAAUUAAAACCGGAAACUCUAGCCGACGCUAUUGCUGAAGCUUUGAAUGCACACUUCAGUCCAAAAUUCAUAGCUCAUAUGUACAAAAAAUUUGGUGAACAUGGCUUGGAUAAAAUGCAAGAGGCAUUGAAAAAUAUGCCGAAUACGUUAGCUGAAACGAUUUUGAGUGAGGCGCGAAAGUACACGGUGAGCUUUUUUCUCGAAUUUGUGUUUGACUACCGUUGCCGUAUAUUCGUUGACACGAAGAUGAGUUUCAGCCUGUGA